GUACAACAUGUUUGGCAUGGGAAGAAAACAUAAUUUUGUUACUUUAUGUAGUUUUCUUCGUGAUGUUUAAUCAACAUAUUUGAUGAUCACCCUUAUUACAUUAUAAAAAAACAAAAAUAUCUGUUUAGAAAAAUCCGGACAAACGCAAAAUGUCUCACCAACUUGGUCGAGUAGUUUCGGAGGUUCUCCUUCGCUAUUACGGUGAAAUAGUGCAGCAGGUCGGAAAUGACCUAUUUUCCUAUGGGACUCGGCCUCUGGCUGUAAUAACCAGGAGCACAGGAUUGCCCAGAUCGCAGGUUAUUGAAAGUCUCCGAACACUAGUGAAGUAUGACCUGGCCACUUUUGAGCCGUCAGCUAAUGAAGUUAUUGCUGACUACCGGCUCAUCCCUGAGAAUGUGCUUCUUCUCAUUAGAUAUCCUAGGUACCUCCUGCAGAUGAAGACCAAGUAUGGCAGUGAAGCAGAGCUCCUCGUGGAAGAGCUGCUUCAGAUGGCCACUGCCACAGCCCAUGUGCUGCUCUUUACUAUUGCCAACAAAUACAAGGAUGAUAAGGAUAAAAACAUUUCAAUAAUAACUCUGAAAGACACAUUCGUCAGCUUAGCCACUGCUGGUUACAUCCAGCAAGCUCCUGUGGCUGAGACAAAGGAGGGCUCCGAGGUUCCAACCCUCACACCCGUAGCAACUAUAGUGCCUGAGCUUGACAGCAGGGUGCUGUUACAAGCCAUGGCAGCAGGCAGCCUGGCUGAUGUCAAUGAUAAUGUGUACUGGAAGGUGAACUACGACAGAUUCCACCUGGACUUCAGAGACGACAUCAUGAUCAAAGCCAUCACACGACGUAUCGACGAGAAUGCGGGCGAGCUGAUGCGCCUGAUGCUGGAGCAGAUGUACCUGUCGUCGGCUCCCUGGGCCGCGGAGUCCAACCCCGCGCCGGCCCCGGACCUGCGCGCCUCCUGCCGCCGCGUCGACCGACCACUGCUGCAGCAACAUCUUGAACAUUAUACCAGAGUUUUAGAAGAGAACGGGUGCGGCUUCGUCCGUCGCGCCGGCGACGCGGGCGGCGGCGCGUGGGCGGUGCGCGCCGGCGCGGCGGCCGAGCAGCUGGCGCGCGCGCUGCUGGACCGCGUGGUCGCCGAGCGGCUCGGGGAUAAGGCCGCUAGGAUAUUUAGAUUAAUUCGCUCCAAGAAAUACAUAGAAGAAGAAGACAUACAGAAAUACGCCAUGCUUCCUAACAAAGAGUGUAAAGAACUCACCUAUAAAUUAUUAGAAGAACAUUUUAUCAGCGUACAGCCGAUGCGAAAAGCUGCAUCCGCUGGUGGAAUGGCAAAGGCUAUCUAUCUUUAUCACAUCGACUUGCAUGACGUGGCGCUGACGUGCCGCGAGAUGUGCUACCGCGCGCUGCACAACGUGGCGCGGCGCGCGGCGGCGGCGCGCGGCGCGCACGCGCGGCUGCUGGACAAGCGGCGCCGCGUGCGCAGCAUCGUGCACGGCAUGCGCGCGCGCGGCGAGCCGCAGGGGAACAUCGACGACGUGGAAGAAACCAUAACGCCGCCGGAGCACCUGGUGCUGCAGGGGGUGGAGAAACAGCUGAAACAGCUGAGCGUGGCUGAACUGGAGCUGGACAAGUCGCUGUUCAUACUCAAGUGGUUUCUUUCCUACUCUAACUGACGCGCCGCUUGAAGUCCGACUAAACUGUACAGACUUUGACAGAACAAAGUGUAGCUGAGUCAGACCAAGUUAACUCUGCAGCGAUUUAUUUUAAAAGUUUAACUGUCAUGAAAUCAGUUAGUUCAGCCUGUGCUAUCAAAAUCGCCGCAGAGUUAUCUUCAUCUGACUCUAGUUGUCUUGAUCUGAUGUCAUUAUCUCAUUAUAUACGUCUUAUUUUCAUAGUAAUUUGUUACUAUGAAAAUAUGGCGUUUAUUAUGACAUUUAUACACUUUUUCUUUGCAAAUGCAAAUGAACUAUUAAUAUAAUAAUUUACAAAACACGAAUACGAAUCAGAUCCAUCAUUUCUUACUUUGAUAAUCGAACUUCGUGGUGAUAAACCUUGCCCCGAGGUCGCAGUGCAAUCUAUGUUUUUAUUUGCGUCACCAAAAAUAGUGUUUCGUAAAAAGUUCCAGAAGUUUUACAGGUCUGGCAGGCGCUAAAAGUUACGUUAAUAUACUGAAAAUACACUGUGUAUUAAAUUUUUACUUAAGUUUAAUAUAAGAUAAAUAAAAAACGUUGAUAUGUU
Molecule: messenger RNA, 2229 nt
Organism: Cydia pomonella (codling moth)
Lineage: Eukaryota; Metazoa; Arthropoda; Insecta; Lepidoptera; Tortricidae
Gene: Polr3C
Product: DNA-directed RNA polymerase III subunit RPC3
Exons: 11
Coding region: 150-1664 (504 amino acids)
Biological process (GO): DNA-templated transcription
Cellular component (GO): RNA polymerase III complex
Molecular function (GO): single-stranded DNA binding
Source: RefSeq, a predicted model, not a curated record